CAUAGUGCCGCUGUAACAUGAGACUGAAUGCUCUGCCGUCUGUAACGGAGUCGUCGCCUUGGGUCGUCUCCGCCUAAAAACCUCAGUGCCUGAGGUGCCCACAGAGCACGUAGCCCAGAGCCGAAACCUCCACCUUCUGAUCUCCAUCCUCGCUUCUUGCAUUCGGUAAUGGUGGAUCAACCUUGAACUCGCUCCAUCUCUUGCAGACACUGACUGGAAUAUCUUUCUGGCCGAGCAUGGGGACCCUUUAUAGAUCUGGAUUUCGGAUUCUGAUUGUUCUGGCUUGUUUCGGACUGUUAGGGAUCGGCCCUGCCUUUUCUGACACUCGAAGGCCCAAGAACGUGCAAGUUGCUCUUCGGGCUAAGUGGUCGGGAACCCCAUUGCUUGUAGAAGCAGGUGAAUUAUUAUCUAAAGAACAGAAAGACCUUUUUUGGGACUUCAUUGAGGUUUGGUUACAUGCUGAGAAGGAUGCUGUUGAUUCUCAAACGGCUAAAGAUUGUCUCAAGAAAAUUUUAGAAUAUGGAAAGCCUCUUUUAAGUGCACCAUUGGCAUCACUGUUUGAGUUCUCGCUUUUGCUGAGAUCAGCAUCUCCACGGUUGGUGCUUUACCAGCAAUUAGCAGAUGAGUCUCUUUCUUCUUUUCCCCUGGGUGAUGAAAGUUACUCAAACAAUAACAAUGCGGAAAUCGGUGAAACAAUAAAGGACAAUGAAAGUACAAAGUCAGAUGUCCUACAUGAUGAUGUUAACCUGAAAAGUCCUGUGCGGAAAUGCUGUUGGGUGGAUACUGGUGCGCAUUUGUUUUUUGAUGUUUCGGAGCUAAACUUAUGGAUUCACAGACCAGUCGAACCGGUCAAUGAUUCAUUUCAGCAACCUGAAAUAUUUGAUUUUGAUCAUGUCCAUCUUGAUUCAAGCAUUGGAAGUCCUGUUGCUGUCCUCUAUGGUGCUCUUGGAACUAAUUGCUUUAAGGAGUUUCAUUUUGCUCUUGUUAAAGCAGCUAAAGAGGGAAAAGUUAAUUAUGUACUCAGACCGGUGUUGCCUGCGGGCUGUGAAGCAAAUUUUGGCCAUUGUGGUUCUGUUGGUGCAGGCCAAACCUUAAACCUGGGUGGUUACGGUGUGGAGCUUGCUCUAAAGAAUAUGGAAUAUAAAACCAUGGAUGACAGUACUGUAAAGAAAGGUGUGACUUUGGAGGAUCCCCGGACUGAAGAUCUUAGCCAAGAUGUCAGAGGAUUCAUAUUCUCUAAAAUUCUGGAGCGAAAACCUGACCUAACAUCUGAGAUAAUGGCAUUUAGGGAUUAUCUAUUAUCAUCAACUGUGUCAGACACUCUUGAUGUUUGGGAACUAAAGGAUUUGGGACAUCAAACAGCUCAGAGGAUAGUCAAGGCUUCUGAUCCUCUGCAGUCGAUGCAGGAAAUUAAUCAAAACUUCCCUAGCAUAGUUUCUUCUCUGUCUCGCAUGAAGCUUGAUGAUUCUGUUAAAGAUGAAAUAAUGGCAAACCAGCGCAUGAUUCCUCCUGGCAAGUCUUUAAUGGCUCUCAAUGGUGCUUUAGUCAAUGUCGAAGAUAUAGACCUUUAUCUGUUGACGGACUUGGUCCAUGAGGACCUGUUGUUGGCUGAUCAAUUCUUAAAAUUGAAGAUUCCUCAUAGCACUGUGCGGAAACUACUUUCAACUUUACCUCCUUCAGAGUCCAAUGCAUUCCGUGUUGACUUUCGUUCAUCACAUGCACAUUAUCUCAACAACUUGGAAGAAGAUGCCAAGUACAAAAGGUGGAGGAGUAAUUUAAAUGAGAUCUUGAUGCCAGUCUUUCCCGGGCAGCUGCGUUAUAUCCGUAAAAACCUUUUUCAUGCUGUUUAUGUGUUUGACCCGGCAACCACUUGUGGUCUUGAGUUGAUUGAUAUGAUCUUGUCAUUGUAUGAAAAUAAUUUGCCUAUGAGGUUUGGAAUUGUGCUGUAUUCUUCAAAGUACAUCACACAGAUGGAAAAUCAUUCUUCCAGGGGGAAUAGGAAUAACUUUGAGGAGGACAUAUCCACUAAGAUUAUAAGUCUAUUCAUCUAUAUCAAAGAGAACUAUGGCGUUCAAAUGGCUUUCCAAUUUUUGAGCAAUGUAAACAAAUUGCACAUUGAGUCAGAUGUCUCUGAAGAUGCCCUUGAAGUGCACCAUGUUGAAGGAGCAUUUGUCGAUACAAUUUUACCAAAGGCCAAAUCUCCACCUAAUGAGAUAUUACUAAAGCUGGAGAAGGAAGAAAAGUUGAAGGAGCUAUCACGAGAAAGCUCCAUGUUUGUCUUUAAGCUUGGUUUGUCUAAGUUACAAUGUUCUCUGUUGAUGAAUGGACUUGUUAUUGAACCAACUGAGGAGGCUCUUAUAAAUGCCUUGAACGAUGAGACUCCAAGAAUACAGGAGCAAGUGUAUUUUGGACAUAUAAAUUCUCACACUGAUGUGUUGGCUAAGUUCCUAUCAGAAGCUGGCAUUCAACGCUAUAAUCCACGGAUUAUUUCUGAUAGUAAACCAAGAUUCACAUCCCUUUCUAUGUUCAAUUUUGGAGAGGGAUCUUUGGCAAAUGACAUCAACUACUUGCAUUCACCUGGAACAAUUGAUGAUUUGAAGUCUGUUACUCAUCUUCUUGCUGUUGAUAUCACCUCAAGGAGUGGGAUGAAAUUGCUUCGCCAAGGCUUAUUUUACCUGACGGAAGGGUCUAAAAGUGCUCGAGUAGGUGUUCUCUUUAGUGCCAACCAGAGUGCUGAUUUGUCUAGCCUUCAUUUUGUUAAGGCUUUUGAAAUCACUGCAUCCUCAUAUAGCCAUAAGAAGAAUGUAUUGGAUUUCUUGGGUCAACUUUGCUCAUUCUAUGAGCAGAACUACAUCCUUGCAUCAGUUGUGGCAGCUGACAGCACUAAAGCAUUAAUUGAUAAGGUCUAUGAGCUUGCUGAGGCUAAUGGGUUACCAUCUAAGGGCUAUAGAUCUGCCCUUCAAGAAUUUUCUGCUGAUGAAGUGAGAAAACAUUUGAUUAAGGUGGGGACAUUUUUGUAUUGGGUACUUGGGCUGGAAUCGGGUGUCAAUGCUGUCAUCACUAAUGGAAGGGUUACUUAUCCUAUUGAUGAAAGUACAUUUCUAAGUGAUGAUUUGCAUCUUCUUGAAUCGGUGGAGUUUAAGCAGAGGACCAAACACAUUCUGGAAAUUAUUGAAGAAGUGAAAUGGCAGGAUAUUGACCCUGACUUGAUGACAAGCAGUAAAUUCAUUAGUGAUGUCAUCAUGAUCUUAUCGUCUUCAAUGGCUACAAGGAGUAGGAGUUCUGAAAAUGUUCGUUUUGAGAUAUUGCAAGAUCAACAUAGUGCCAUUAUUCUAAAUAAUGAAAAUUCGAGUGUUCAUAUUGAUGCUGUUCUUGAUCCGUUAAGCCCAACCAGCCAAAGGUUAUCUGGAAUUCUUCAAGUCCUGUGGAAAUACAUACAACCCAGCAUGAGGAUUGUAUUGAAUCCAUUGAGUUCCCUUGCUGAUCUUCCUUUGAAGAGUUACUACAGAUAUGUAGUUCCCACAAUGGAUGAUUUUAGCAAUGCUGACUCUGCAAUAAAUGGCCCUAAAGCAUUUUUUGCUAACAUGCCCUUGUCAAAGACUCUCACCAUGAAUCUUGAUGUUCCUGAGCCUUGGCUUGUUGAGCCCGUUAUUGCAGUCCAUGACCUGGACAACAUUUUGCUCGAGAACCUUGGUGACACAAGGACAUUGCAAGCUGUAUUUGAACUUGAAGCCCUUGUCCUUACCGGUCAUUGUUCUGAAAAGGAUCAUGAUCCUCCUCGAGGUCUUCAAUUGAUUCUUGGAACAAAGAGUACACCCCAUUUAGUUGAUACACUUGUGAUGGCCAAUCUUGGCUACUGGCAGAUGAAAGUUUCUCCUGGAGUUUGGUAUUUGCAGCUUGCUCCUGGUAGAAGCUCUGAGCUCUAUAUUGUAAAGGAAGAUGGCAAUGAAAGUCGGGGUAAACUGUCAUCAAAACUUGUUACAAUUGAUGAUUUACGGGGGAAAGUUGUUCAAAUGGAGGUAAUAAGGAAAAAGGGCAAGGAACUUGAGAAAUUGCUGGUUCCUGAUGACGAUAACAGUCUACAAGAUAAGAAGAAAGGAAGUAGCUGGAAUUCCAACUUAUUAAAAUGGGCAUCUGGUUUCAUGAGUAGCAGUGAACAAGCUAAAAAUACUGACAGCAGCCCACCAGAGAAAGGCAAGGGUGGACGGCGUGGAAAAACUAUCAAUAUAUUUUCCAUUGCUUCUGGGCACUUAUAUGAGCGCUUUCUGAAGAUUAUGAUUCUUAGUGUUCUAAAGAACACCAAUCGUCCCGUGAAAUUCUGGUUUAUAAAGAACUACCUCUCUCCUCCUUUUAAGGACGUUAUUCCCCACAUGGCUCGAGAAUAUGGGUUUGAAUAUGAACUAAUCACAUACAAAUGGCCUACAUGGUUGCAUAAGCAGAAAGAAAAGCAGAGGAUAAUUUGGGCAUAUAAAAUCUUAUUCCUUGAUGUCAUCUUUCCCCUUUCCUUGGAGAAGGUCAUAUUUGUCGAUGCCGAUCAAAUUGUGAGGGCAGACAUGGGAGAACUCUAUGACAUGGAUUUGAAAGGAAGGCCUCUGGCAUAUACUCCUUUUUGUGAUAAUAAUAAGGAAAUGGAUGGCUAUCGAUUUUGGAGACAAGGUUUCUGGAAGGAUCAUUUGCGGGGAAAACCAUACCAUAUUAGUGCUUUGUAUGUUGUCGAUCUGAAGAAGUUCCGAGAGACUGCUGCUGGAGAUAAUCUUAGAGUUUUCUAUGAAACCCUCAGCAAGGAUCCCAAUAGUCUAGCCAACCUGGAUCAGGAUCUUCCCAAUUAUGCUCAGCAUAACGUGCCCAUCUUUUCUUUGCCUCAAGAAUGGCUUUGGUGUGAGUCAUGGUGUGGUAAUGCUACAAAAUCAAAGGCGAAAACGAUUGAUCUUUGCAACAAUCCCAUGACAAAAGAACCCAAACUUAAGGGUGCUCGGCGAAUAGUAGCUGAGUGGCCGGACCUCGAUGCAGAGGCAAGAAGAUUUACUGCCAAAAUCUUUGGGGAGGAUCAAGAACCUGUGCAAGCCCCGAACCAAUCAAAGGAUUCAACUAAUGAAGAUUUGGUCAAGGAUGACUUGGAAUCCAAAGCUGAGCUGUAGACAUGACAGCUCAGCUCUGGGUUCUAACUAGUGAAGAUUUUUAUGAAAGUCAAGUUUUUGUAGCAUCAUUAGGAGUUCCCAACAAAUGGCGUGGCAGAAUUAUAGCAGUAUUAGCCCAUUUUCCACAUGCAAGUAAGGCAAUGACUGUGAUGAAGAUAGAAGUCACAGAGAAGAUGCAGGUAAAUUGUAAGUGGAUGAGUUUAGCUGGAAUUCGAAAUGCCAAAUUUAUAUGACAUUUAUAAUUUAACUUUCACUUUUACAAGCUGUCUGCUUUGAGCAUCUCAUCAUUUGCUGGGCACUCCUAUCUCUGUCCUGUGUGGGAUGUUGCAAGCUUCCACUUUCAUUUAAGGGACAUUAGUGUUGAGCAAUAGAGUUAGUCUGGAUUUUGUGGAUGAGAGACUUGGAGCAAACGAGGAACUAUGAAGUUAUUUAAUUCUGAGGCUUCGAAAACUGAGUUUUAAGCAGUAAAUUAUCUGUAAUGUUGAUGAUCUCUCUUAAAUUUUAAUAAGAUUAGCUAGUUUUUAAA
Molecule: messenger RNA, 5664 nt
Organism: Prosopis cineraria
Lineage: Eukaryota; Viridiplantae; Streptophyta; Magnoliopsida; Fabales; Fabaceae
Product: UDP-glucose:glycoprotein glucosyltransferase
Exons: 37
Coding region: 237-5138 (1633 amino acids)
Cellular component (GO): endoplasmic reticulum
Molecular function (GO): UDP-glucose:glycoprotein glucosyltransferase activity
Source: RefSeq, a predicted model, not a curated record